GGUAUUUAAAUGGUUUCCAAGGCACGGAACACAAACUUUCUUUAAUGGACACUGAAUAUUUCAUGCGUUUCUUUGCAAGAAAACGAUAGUAUUUGAAACGAAAAUGCUUCUAGGUACUGUACAAAUUACCRGAGAGAGUCUAGGGGAACCAGAAGUCAGAAAUAUUUGCGAUUCCCUUCGCGAUAAUAGCAUUCGACUCCUGUCUCUUCGAGGUUGUUCUGUACAAGACGAGGACUUCAAAAGACUCGCCGAUAGCGUCAAAGAAAACGAAUCGCUGGUACAACUGAACCUAAAUCUUGGUAUCUGUAAUGGCAAGCAGCGUAUCAGAUGGCUGGCCGAGGCGCUGACGGGGAAUAAGUCGCUGAAUGCCUUAUUUUUGCACGGAACAAACCUUGGGGAUCAUGGCAUAGAAAUGUUGCUUCCCUCUCUCCGUUCUCACCCCAACCUACAAUCCCUAGAUCUUGGUGACUGUCAGAUAGGUGAUGAUGGAAUACAGCACAUCUGUUCGAUCUUAGUACCCAGAGAAGAUAAAGAAAAUAUCCAAGACCUGACACUAUCUGCAAACCACAAAAUCACAGCCUAUGGCUGAACACAACUUGCAAUGGCUGUCGCAGCUAACUCCAAAAUCAGAGGGCUUUAUCUUGAUUAUAACAAUAUUGGUGAUUAUGGUGCUGGGAUUUUUUCAGUUGCUAUGGCAGCAAACAAAUAUAUUGAGAGACUUGAUCUUGAAGGGACUGGAAUUACUGACAAAGGUGCCAGACUCUUGGCGAGUAGUCUGGGCAAGUAUUGUAAAAGGCUGCAAGAGCUUGUGCUUGCCGAAAACCCCAUCAGUACAGAUUGGUUGGAGCAAAUAAGUGAUUCAUUAAUUGUUUUGGCCACAGAAAAUGGCAACAGUACUGAUCAUAACAAUAGUGAUGUUGCUUCUCAUAAGUCCAGCCCAAAAGCAAAUAUGAGUGGUCAUAAUUAAGAAAUUUUGUUUUUGUACGAAAGUGAAUAAAUUAGAGGACUAUUUUCAUGAAUUCUUUCCAAAGGUUUUAUAAGUAAAAAUGCAUGAUUUCGGAUUGUGAAAGACAAUGUAAGGUAAAGGUAAAACAUAUCCUACAAUAAGGACACUCAAACUAUUAAUACUUUUACUGAACUUUCUACUGUUUCAAACCCUUCUAAAUAAAGAAUUGAGUUUAAAAUAACCAAGUGAUCAAAAUCAAUGUCAUUUUCAAGUGAUUGACUCAAGAGAUGCAUUAUAAAAAGGGGGAGGGAUCUCAAAGUGUUCACAAUUUUAGUGUCUACACUGUAAGCCAGCAAUAGCCGUUUGCUGCUGUAACAUUCAGGGAAGCCUGCAUGCAAACAUUCCACUCUCUUACAAAAGCACAAAACCAAGUAACAAAAAAUAUAUGCUUUCUUGUGACUAGUAAAGUAAGAGCCAUAAAUAUCCCAUUAACACGUAAAUGUACAACUUACAAUAAUUUUGAUGAAAUAAACUUUUAUCGCAAUCA
Messenger RNA from Actinia tenebrosa (Australian red waratah sea anemone), 1493 nucleotides. Its product is annotated as leucine-rich repeat-containing protein 73-like. Gene Ontology annotation, molecular function: protein binding. NCBI's taxonomy places the organism in Eukaryota, Metazoa, Cnidaria, Anthozoa, Actiniaria, Actiniidae. The record is from RefSeq and is a predicted model, not a curated record.